Messenger RNA from Aspergillus ruber CBS 135680, 669 nucleotides. Its product is annotated as glutathione S-transferase family protein. The record is from RefSeq and is a predicted model, not a curated record. The coding region runs from base 1 to 669 and encodes 222 amino acids. The transcript has 2 exons. Lineage: Eukaryota; Fungi; Ascomycota; Eurotiomycetes; Eurotiales; Aspergillaceae.
AUGCAGCCACUUGUGCUUCAUGCCCAUGCCACCGGCCCCAACCCCAUCAAGGUCGCCCUCGCACUCGAAGCCCUGCAUCUCCCCUACAACGUCCAGCAAUGGCAGUUUGGCGACGACCCUAAGAACGGCGUUAAGGGCGAAGCCUUCCUGCGCAUCAAUGAGAACGGCCGCGUACCGGCUUUGGAGGAUCCCAACACUGGCGUGGUUUCGUGGGAAUCCGGGGCUUGCUUGAACUACAUCCGGCGCGUCUACGACAAGCAGAACAUCUUGGGACCUGUGGGAAAUACGGAGCAGGACAGAGUCGAUUUCGACAAGUGGGAGUACUUCCUGCUUACCACUUUGGGACCCAUGACGGGACAGACAAACUGGUUCCGACACUAUAACUCGACCCAGAAUGAGAAUGCCUUGGAACGAUACACUGCACAGACGUACCGUUGUUACGAAGUGCUCGAAAGCCAGCUCAAGAAGUCCGGCGGACGCAGCAUCCUGCCAGGACGUAUCACGGCUGUGGACUACCAUUUCGAACCGUGGGUGCGGCAAUUCGGAUUUGCUGGAUUGUCGCUGGACAAGUAUCCCAACAUUAUCCAGUGGUUGCGGGAGAUUACCGGACGCGAGGAAGUCAAGCAGGCCUAUACGAAGAUCAAGGGUGCAGCACCGGAGUUCCCUUAA